AGUUUGAUUUGUUAGUAUCCUAGUUCAUCUCAUAUGACCACUUAGCGGUACAAGUUUCCUGCACCCGAUUGUGGCUAAACUUCGUCAAUUAAACAAAAGAGAAUAAGUUUUGCUUGAGCAUGGAACAAGAACACAAACCACAGCCUUUCAUCUUUUUUAAGUUUUAACUACGAACCAAAAAAAUAUCAUAUUCAUUACCUACUACAAAACAAACGUUAGGAAGAAAGACCAGCUGAAUAAUUCACCAUGGCCUCUUCCUCUGCUCUCCCUCUCCCACUGAACGCCAAUAUCUCCGCCGCCCUCUCUUCCCCAACCAUAUCACCACCAAUCCUAAUGCCCAUCAAAACCCCCACCAUUCGCUUUCGCCUCAGCAAACUCUGCCAAGAAGGUCAACCCCAUCUUGCCCGCCAACUGCUCGAUACAAUUCCUAAACCCUCUACCGUCCUCUGGAACACAAUCAUCAUUGGCUUUAUCUGUAACAAUAUGCCCCAUGAAGCUCUUUUGCUCUACACCCAGAUGCUGAAUUCAUCUCUAGCUACCAAAUGUGAUUCCUACACUUACUCUUCCACUCUCAAAGCCUGCGCGGAAACACGCAACUUAAAGAUUGGUAAAGCUGUGCAUUGUCAGUUUAUUCGUUGCCAACCAAAUCCCAGUAGGAUUGUAUAUAAUUCACUUUUGAAUAUGUACUCUAUGUGUUUAAGCGCACCUGAUUACGAAAUGGGUUACUCUGUAGGUUAUGAUUAUUUGAAGUAUGAUAUAGUUCGUAAAGUGUUUGAUAGAAUGCGUAAGAGAAAUGUGGUUUCUUGGAAUACUAUGGUGUCAUGGUAUGUAAAGACAGAACGAUAUGUAGAAGCUGUUAAGCAAUUUAGGAUGAUGAUAAAAAUGAGCAUAAAACCAAGUUCAGUGAGUUUUGUAAAUGUCUUUCCGGCAAUUUCGAAAUUAAAGGACUUUGAGAAUGCCAAUGUUCUUUAUGGAAUGCUGCUAAAGUUGGGAAGUGAAUUUGUCAAUGACUUGUUUGUUGUGAGUUCAUCUAUAUUCAUGUAUUCUGAGCUUGGUUGCCUUGAUAUGGCUAGGAAGAUAUUCAAUCUUUGUUUGGAGAGGAAUACAGAAAUUUGGAACACUAUGAUUGGUGGAUAUGUUCAGAAUAACAGUCCUGUUGAAGGAAUCAGUCUCUUCCUUCAAGCAAUAGAAUCAGAACAUGCUGUUCUCGACGAUGUAACUUUUCUUUCAGCUUUGACUGCAGUCUCGCAGUUGCAGGACUUAAAAUUGGCUCAACAGCUACAUGCUUUUAUGAUAAAGAAUUUGUCAGUGUUACCUGUUUUUAUACUGAAUGCAAUCAUGGUCAUGUAUUCAAGAUGCAACUCUGUUGAGAUGUCAUUCAAAAUUUUUCAUAAGAUGCAGGAAAGGGAUGUUGUUUCAUGGAAUACUAUGGUUUCUGCUUUUGUGCAGAAUGAAUUGGAUGAUGAAGGGUUGAUGCUGGUCUAUGAGAUGCAGAAGCAAGGGUUCAUGAUCGAUUCUGUAACAGUGACAGCUCUUCUUUCAGCAGCAUCAAAUCUUAGAAACAAGGAUAUCGGGAAGCAGGUACAUGCUUUUCUAAUUAGGCACGGAAUACAAUUCGAGGGAAUGGAUAGUUAUCUGAUAGACAUGUAUGCUAAAUCUGGUUUAGUUAGGACUGCACAACUACUGUUUGAGAAAAGCUUUACUCAUGAUAGAGACCAGGCCACAUGGAAUUCUAUGAUUGCUGGGUACACACAAAAUGGGCUGAUUGAGGAAGCUUUUGUUGUCUUUAGGAAGAUGCUUGAGCACAAUGUAAUACCCAAUGCUGUAACAAUAGCAUCAGUUCUCCCAGCUUGUAAUCCUAUGGGAAUCAUAAAUUUGGGGAAGCAGCUCCAUGGAUUCUGUGUUCGCCACUACCUUGACCAAAAUGUCUUUGUGGGAACUGCUUUAGUUGAUAUGUACUCCAAAUCUGGUUCAGCCACUUAUGCUGAAAAUGUGUUUAUUAGAACACCUGAGAAGAAUUCUGUCACUUACACCACAAUGAUAUUGGGCUAUGGUCAGCAUGGGAAGGGUGAGAGAGCUCUCUCUUUGUUUCACUCAAUGCAGGGAUCUGGUAUUAAACCUGAUGCUAUUACGUUAGUUGCAGUCAUGUCUGCUUGCAAUUAUGCUGGUUUGGUUGAUGAAGGUGUUAAAAUUUUUGAAUCUAUGGAGAAACAAUAUAAUAUUCAGCCCUCAACUGAGCACUAUUGUUGUGUUGCAGACAUGUUAGGGAGGGCUGGAAGGGUUGUUGAAGCUUAUGAGUUUGUCAAAGGAUUGGGUGAAGAGGGUGAGGUGCUAGAGAUAUGGGGAUCACUUCUUGGGGCUUGCAGAAUUCAUGAACAAUUUGAUUUGGGAAGUGUUGUUGCCAAGAAGUUACUUGAAAUGGAGAUGGUUAAUGGCAUGACAGGCUACCAUGUUUUACUCUCAAAUAUUUAUGCAGAGGAAGGAAACUGGGAAGACGUUGAUAAUGUGAGGAAACAAAUGAGGGAAAAAGGUUUGAGGAAGCAGAUCGGAUGUAGUUGGAUUGGGACUUCUGGUUUUGUGAACAGCUUUGUGUCCAGGGAUAGAAAGCACCCUCAAUGUGAUGAAAUAUAUAAUGUUUUAAAAAAUUUGGCUAUGGAGAUGAAAGAAGCUGGCUACAGACCUUUUAUUGCUUCCAAUGUGGAUGGGAUCUCAGAAUUUGAUGAUUGAAAUAAACAUUUCUUGCGAUUUUGUUGGCAUCUUUGGAAUAUAAAUUGAAGCAAGACUAACUUCAUGGUUUAGCAAACUGAAGCCAGCCAGCUAUAGGAAAUCUAAUGGCUGGCUAGUCCUUUCGCCAAUGUUUAUUAAUUAUGAUUGAUAUUAAGUUCAUGAUUAUCCUAGGAUGCUGUUCAAGCCUAUUCAAACUUCAUAGUGCUUGAGCCUCUUAAUAUGGUCUAUGCUGGUGAACUUGAGCAGUGUGAUUAAGGUGGGUGGGUUGGAUAAGCUAUCUGGAAUCAUCUCAAACAGGCUUUAUCCCUAAGGAAUGGCAGAUGGAAUAAGUAUGACCAUGUUAUCCUACAUUUGCAGAGGAUGUUGUUUUGUCAAACAAAAGAUAACCUGCCAAUGUUCCCUUGGCAUUCAUCAUGUGCUCUCCUCUUGCAAGUUCAUGCAUCCUAGUUGUUCACCCUUGGCAAUAGCAGCCAAACUUUCUGAGCAGAAAUGUCUGAAGUCCUGUUGCUCUAGGGUAGUGGGAGUGCACCCUGGGGUUACAGGUGUCAUUCCAUUUCCAGAUUUUCAGAUUUAGCAUGGGGAAUCAGUCAUGUGGACUUAUCCUCGACAACGAAUGCCUCCGAGUCAUGGUAAUGUAGCUAUGACUUGAAGAGCUUCUAAAGCGGCCUUUGGGACAUUUGUGGGCAUUUUUGUUAGUGUUGGUCAGAUUAUAAGAGUUACGCUGCAGGAUUAUAGAAAACUAAGAAGUGUUGAGCUCCAAAAUCUGCUCUGGACAAUCACUUUACAAUUUACAAUGGCUGGAUUUUGUGGAUGCAAGGAAGUGAAGGCAGAGGAAUUGCAUGGAGAGAUGCCAUAGAGAAAUAAGCUUUUGAUAUCCAUUCACCGCAGAUCCCAGGGCUGGCUUGUUGCGGAGAGAUGAGCACUUGCAUGGUAGUCAUCUUUACUAUGGGACUAAAAGUCUCAUCAUAGUCAAUCCAAACUCAAUGCUAUAAUUAUUGCAUGUGGAAUUCAGAGCAUGAUUAUUGGUGCGUCAAGGUUUAAAGUUUGGUGGGUGACUGCAAGAAUCAAAGAUGGGCCAUCAAUAAACGGAGCCACUUCUUAGAGUUAGCUAUGGUAUCUCUUGCAAAGAUAUCUAUAAUACUAUAAAACCGAAAACGUUUGACCUUUAGUUGACUUCCUCGGGUUGUACCACAUAAGCUUUGGAACCCCCCACAAUUUUCCACAUCACUAAUAUUGUUUAUUUAUUUAAGUUUAAUUUUUUUAGAAAAGAACAACCUGAUUCUUUUACCUCUCUCCCGACUCUCCCUCUUUCACUUUUGAAUGGUCUGCCUCUUUCCUUCCUUCAAAGCAGCUGCCCUCUCCCUCUUUUCUCAGCCUUUCAACCUUAAUCUCUCUGUCAAUUCACAUCGGUUUCUCUUCUAUUUUCUCAGGGCUCAAAUGCAGACCUUGCCCGGCCCUCUCUUUUAAUCUCAUCAAAACAAACCCUUCAAACUCAUACCAAUCUGAGAGUGCCAGAUUCAAAUUCAAAAGUGCUAAACCCACAACUCAAUUCAUCUGAACUUCCGUUGGUCCAGACCAGGUCCUCCAAUAUUCGGUAUUUUAUAUUCCAACUCCAAAUAGGACUCCAAAUUUGCUUUCGUUUCUGAUUUUGCAUGAGGUACCUUUUUGUAUUCAGUUCUUUAUUUUUAUUUUUUUAUAGGUAUUUGUAUUCAGUUCUUUAUAGUGCUAUUUGAUUACAAUUUGGAUGUCAUGGAGUCAGACUUAAUUUGUGUUGAUAAAAUUUUUGGUGGGUUGAUUACAGUUUGGUAUGUUUGAUGCUCUAUUCUUUUAUAGGUAUCAAAGUUCCAUCAAUGAAGUUCUGGUUGCAGAGCUUCUUA
This is a messenger RNA of Quercus robur (English oak), 4604 nucleotides long. RefSeq names its product pentatricopeptide repeat-containing protein At3g22150, chloroplastic. The transcript has 7 exons. The record is from RefSeq and is a predicted model, not a curated record. Gene Ontology annotation, molecular function: protein binding; RNA binding. NCBI's taxonomy places the organism in Eukaryota, Viridiplantae, Streptophyta, Magnoliopsida, Fagales, Fagaceae. Bases 247 to 2727 code for a protein of 826 amino acids. Gene Ontology annotation, biological process: RNA modification.